Paraglomus brasilianum is the source of this 735-nucleotide messenger RNA. NCBI's taxonomy places the organism in Eukaryota, Fungi, Glomeromycota, Glomeromycetes, Paraglomerales, Paraglomeraceae. The record is from the annotation of a GenBank genome assembly.
AUGGAGAACGUGCUAGCGAGACCACCUGGAUCACGGAAGAUUCCUGCACAGGAUAAGUUCGAUAACAGUCGACGGCCCCUUGGGACGAUAAAGAAUGUCGACGAGAACGCGGGAAAGUUGGAGAAACUAAAGGAAAAUGACCCUAUCCUCGCCAUAAAGGUUCUCGACCGCGCUCAUUCUAAGGCCCCUAUAGUAAAACAACUCCGUAAUGAACUUCAAGAAGCUCAUUCUUACAAUCAAGUUCUUGAACAGAAGCUGCACUUUCUUCAAGACGAGCAAACACGUACGCAGGAGGAAAUGUCUCGAUUACUUGCUAAAAUACGAUCCUUUCGGUGUUUUGAAACACGUCUUCAGAGUUUUGACAAUAGGCUACGGGUAAUGGAAGACAAAGAAUGUGAACCGUAUCCGUUUGAAUUGGAUGCGAGUGAUGUAGAGACAAGUGCAGAUAUUGUGGAAGCAAGGAUUGAGUACUUGGAAUUACCAAAGCAUGAAAGACAUGGGCAAGCGCAUAGAGAUAGUAUCGUGGAACAAACCAACCUGAUGGAGGACAUAAUGGUCAACAGAGAGGAAUAUGCGGCCGUCGUUGAAGAGAGGGAGAAAUACAAGAAGGAAGCAGAUGAGAAUUGGCAGAUAGUUAAAGAGUUGGAAGGGAUGUUGAUGGAGAAGAAUGAGGAGAUUGAAUAUUUGCAAGGGCAGCUGGUUGUAGGAAUUGGGUAUACUGAGGACGAGAAAUAG